Messenger RNA from Dunckerocampus dactyliophorus (ringed pipefish), 5843 nucleotides. RefSeq names its product myelin regulatory factor (gene myrf). Gene Ontology annotation, cellular component: endoplasmic reticulum membrane; nucleus. The record is from RefSeq and is a predicted model, not a curated record. Gene Ontology annotation, molecular function: DNA-binding transcription factor activity; sequence-specific DNA binding. Lineage: Eukaryota; Metazoa; Chordata; Actinopteri; Syngnathiformes; Syngnathidae. The transcript is spliced from 27 exons. Gene Ontology annotation, biological process: protein autoprocessing; positive regulation of DNA-templated transcription; central nervous system myelin maintenance. The coding region runs from base 423 to 3518 and encodes 1031 amino acids.
AGGAGAGGCGAGAGGAAGGGAAGCGAACUUCACUGACGUUUACAUAGCUUUUACGCACACAAUUUGACCUCUUUCCCCCCCAAUAUUUAUGUCGUUGUCGGAGAAAAUGGCUUUCGGCAGCUGAAAUGAAAUUAAUGUAUGCAGCACACGUGGAUUUGUUUUUAAAGGAAGCGAAAUUGAACGUUAACAACCUGCGCGUCUUUGGCUGCGUUUGGCAUCGGGGUGCGUUCUAAUUAAGUCAAUCUGAGAAGCAGUUCAGGCGGAACACGCUCUCCACAUGAAGGACCUGGUUUAUAGCUAACAAUUUUACUUUCAGCCAGUAAACACUUGUGAUGCAUUUGUGAAAGUUUCCCCGAUCCGAAUUGCUGUCGUUCGGACCAGGGGGAAACUUUUAAUGGAUUUUUUAUGCGGGACCCGCAAGGAUGGACGUGGUAGAUGAAACUGAAGCUUUACAGAGAUUUUUUGAAGGUCAUGAUAUUACCAGUUCUCUGGAGCCAGCCAACAUCGACACCAGUAUCCUGGAAGAGUACAUCAGCAAGGAGGACGAUAGCACUGACAUCUGCUUCUCAGAGGUCCACAGCACCCCAGGACCAAAUUACUCAUCUCCCCAAGCAGGAGGGUCUUCCUCAGGGGGGUUGGUGUGUGGAGUGAGCCCUCCUAUUCCCCUUCGCCAGGGAGCCCCUCUGCCUGGGCCCCUUAACUGUCCAAACGCGUACCCUCCAGGUCCAUCCCUGAGCCUCCGACACAGCUACCCCUGCCUGGGUCAGCAGCAGCACCAGCACCAGCACCACCAGCAACAGGCUCACGUCAAGCCUGAGCACAGAGGCCACUACGUCCCCGGAACUUUACCCGAGUCUCCCCCAGACUCAAGCUCAGAGCCGUACUCUCCUCAGCAGGUGAAUGAUCCCAACAUGAUAAGGACCAUGACACCGGAAAACAUGUGUCACAUGACACCAACGCCACCCCUUCCACCACAUGGGCACUAUCCCAGCAUGCACCGGGACAUGUACCUGAAGCCUGAGCCAUUAAUUUCACAGUAUCCCAUCGGUCCAGCCACAAGUGCAGGUGGAGACCUGCAGCAGACACAGAUGCUCCACCAGCUACUGCAGCAUCCGCAGGGGCAGGAUGGAAUUCCUGUUCACCAGGCCAAAAAGAGGAAGCACUCCGACUCACCCAACAGCACCCUCAAUUCCCAAAUCCUCACAGGUAUCAUCAAACAAGAACCAGGCUUGAUGCAGGAUGCAGACAGUGGCUACUUGGACCCCAACUAUCAGUGCAUUAAGUGGCAACCUCACCAGCAGAACAAGUGGACACCACUUUAUGACGCAAACUGCAAAGAGCUCCCCAUGCCAACCUACCGCGUCGAUGCUGACAAAGGCUUCAACUUCUCCUUGGCUGAUGAUGCAUUUGUAUGCCAAAAGAAGAACCACUUCCAGGUGACAGUGUACGUAGGGAUGCUGGGUGACCCCAAGUAUGUCAAGACAAGUGAAGGCCUACAGCCCAUCGAUUGUUUCUAUCUGAAACUCAACGGAGUGAAAGAUUGCAAGGUGGAGGCCAUGAACCAGUCCAUCAGUGUGGAGCAGUCGCAGUCGGAUCGCAGCAAGAGACCUUUCAAACCAGUUUUGGUCACGUUGCCUCCAGAGCAGGUCACAAAGGUCACAGUUGGGCGGCUCCACUUUAGUGAAACCACAGCAAACAACAUGAGAAAGAAGGGCAAACCAAACCCUGACCAGAGGUAUUUCAUGCUGGUGGUGGCGCUGCACGCUCAGUCCCACAGUCAGAGCUACACUGUGGCUGCUCAUGUGUCUGAGAGGAUCAUCGUCAGGGUAACGUCCAGCCAUGCAUCCAACCCAGGCCAGUUUGAAAGUGACAACGAGGUGCUGUGGCAGCGAGGCCAAUUACCCGACUCAGUGUACCAUCACGGGAGAGUUGGCGUCAACACAGACCGGCCCGACGAGGCCCUCGUUGUCCAUGGCAACGUCAAAGUCAUGGGCUCCCUGGUGCAUCCGUCUGACAUCCGAGCCAAAGAGAAUGUGCAAGAGGUGGACACCACAGACAAUUUGAAACGGAUUUCUCAGAUGAGGCUCGUCCAUUAUCAAUAUAAGCCUGAGUUUGCCGCCACCGUCGGCAUAGAGAACACCGCAGAGACCGGAGUGAUCGCUCAGGAGGUCCAGCAAAUCUUACCUGAAGCAGUCAAGGAGGGGGGAGAUGUGGUGUGCGCCAACGGUGAAACCAUUCCCAACCUUUUAGUUGUUAACAAGGAGCGUAUCUUCAUGGAGAAUGUGGGAGCGGUGAAGGAGCUGUGCAAGCUGACAGACAACCUGGAGACUCGAAUUGACGAACUGGAGCGCUGGAGCCGCAAGCUGGCCAAGCUGCGUCGCCUUGACAGCAUGAAAAGCACCGUGAGCGGAGGCACUGUCAGCCAGGCAGGAAGUUAUUUUAGCAGGACAGGAAGUGGACCACUCAAGAAGAAGACAGUCAAACCUGGGAGCAAGAGCUCACUUCCAGACCAAGGCUGUAUCAGUCAGAGGUUCAUGCAGGGGACCAUUCUGGCCCUCGUCAUUGUCAUGACUUUCAGUGUCAUUUCCAUGUCCAUUCUUUAUGUACUGACUCUUCAUCAUAGAGGAGACGUCACAGAGAAAGAUGGCUUUGUUUACCCAUGUGGUCUCUACAUCUCUUGGAUGCCCUUGAUCACUGCCACUGUUACUUUCUGUCCAUCUGCAUGUUCAUGGUCCAUAGCUGCGCUGGGAUCCUCACACAAGAGUCCAUUUUCUCCACUGCCCACAACUCCUGCACCAGCUUGCUGCUCAACCACAACCUUGAAUAACCAAUCAUCUACCAUUUUGACAUUAAAUAACAACCAAUCUACAGCAGAUAACCUGGUUCCCACACCAGGCACCAUUAAUAAGAAGGCCAAGUCCAGAAUAAUGGACAAGGAUGGACGCAACAGAAACCGCCUCAGUCACACGUCAGCUCCGCUGUACUUUGCCAAGUCCAAACGGCCUGCGUCGGCAGACCUGGAUGGAGCAGAAACACCCAAUCGUCUCCCUGGUGGUCAGCAGCCGACACCACGCAGACAGCGUAGUCUAUAUUUAAAGGGCGGAAGAUCUACUCCAUCUCUGACUCGUCUUCAUAUUGUGGAGACAGACCAAGAAAUCACAACACAACAUUGCAAACCCCCCAAGAGUUGCAGCUACACAAUAUCUCUCCAGGGAAACACAAAUUCCUCGCUCUCGCAACUUACUUUGCACAUGAUGUCCACAGACAGUGUGUGGGUUCAACAAUGUAGAGCCACCAAAGGACGUCUAUGUCCAAAUCACACCGAAACAGAACUGUAUGGUGGACAAAGAACGUCAACAAAGGGGACUGAUCACCUGUGGUCAUUGCCUCUGCUGUCCUUCCAGGACAUCACCUAUCACUUCCGUGUCUCCUCCUCUAAUGAAAUGAGUUGCACCACUGAUGAAGAAACAUCCUCCUUCUCAGACUACAACUUUGUCAUCGCAAGCAGCUGCAUGUGAGAGGAGUGCCCCCCCCGUGCCUUUACAGCACGCCACAUCCUCUCCUUUUGGGUUGAUGUGCAUUUUCAUGUGCAUUAUGUGUCAUUGUUAUACAUUAUUUUCAAAGUAAGUCAUGUCAAACUAUAUGCUAUCUUUAAGACAUCUCUUUUUGCUGUGGUCCACACUGUUUGUCACUGAACAUUUUUUGAUCACUGUAAACUGUGUUGCGUCACAGUUGAAUGCCAUUGUGAAAUAAUGUUUGUGACUUGACAUUACUGAUGAAAAAAUAGGCCCAUCAUAUUACAAUCUACUGUCAUUGAAAACCAUGAACCCAAUCAUACACUGGAGUCUAAUUCACUGUUGCAUGUACCUCAGUAGUCCACACUGGUACUUUCUUGGCCUCUACUGCAACACUUUGUGGCAAUACUGCACAUACGGAUAUGGAAAUUUAGUUCCAUCUUAAUGACAAUAUCCAGGCUAAACAUCCACACACUUACAAAUUAGGGAUGCUCCGAUCACGGUUUUAUGCCGCCGCUUCCGAUCAUCCAGGACUGAAGUCGGCCGAUAUCGAUCACAUGGAUUAAUUAUACAUUUUUCAAUUUAUUUAUGAUGAGUGCUGUUGGCCGGGGGUGCCGUUUAAAUGGGAAAAGUCAGGACAAUUACAAGCUCCCUUGACUGCCAGGGGCCCCAAAAUAUAGGUAAUUACUAAUACAUUUCGUAAUUAAUUAAUAAAAGGGGAGGGGGCCAACGUGAUUUUUUUUCAUGGGACCCAGAAUGCUGCACCACUGCUACUGGCUAUAUCAUAUGAAAAAAAGAACCAUCAAAAUUAAUUAAUUAAUUAAUUAAUUAAUUUAGACAAAAACAUAUCUUAUGUACUUUUACAAGAAAACAUAUCACUCGUGAAAUUUACAGAGGAUGAGACGCCUUCUUUAAGGAGACUUUGGGUGUGAGAGUACAUUGGUGAAGCUCUAGCAGGACUUCCAGGAAAAUGAGAGAGUACUCGGCAAACCCGGUGUCUUCCACCGCUGAGAAAGGCUGGUCAUCUCGUCCGGUGAAUUCAAUUAUUUUUGGAGUUAUUUGCUUAGCCUUGUGACUGUAACACACAUACGGGUGAGUGUUGUCCGCAUGGCUGCUUUAGCUGCCGUUUGACUGAUGAUCACACCAUAAGCCACCUCGAAAACUAACCAUGCUCUGUCAAGCGUUUGUUUUUCAAACGGUGUAUUAAAUUAAAGCUUUUUAACGUCUCACCAGAUAGUUAUCCUACAAUGUGUUGGCAGUUGAGUUCCACACAGCAGACAUGAUUGUUUUUGUUUUGGCACGCCUGCGCAUUGUGAAGAAAAGUGGGUGAGGACGCUGCCCAAGACGUUAGUCAGGACAAGACACUGCACUGCAUGCAGGGAUUACUGCAAACUACAAUAGUACUAGCCACAGAUGAUUGGCUUUGGUAAUCGGCGUUCAAAGGCAUUAUCGGCCGACCGCGCGACUUUUUACGGAAACUGUCCGACACUUAUCGGUGGCCGAUCCAUCAGAGCAUCCCUAUUACAAAUGCAUUACUGCAUGUUCCUAUACUCCAAGGAGCUACAGUUUGUGGCGGGUCCAAGUCAUGCGCAUUUCUUCAGAUUUACAUGCAAUAAGACUGGAUGAAUAAACAGGUAAUAACUGGAAAUCCCAUGAGGGAAUAUAAUGCAUUAUGUCCAACACUGACAAUAUUUCAAGAGAACACUGGAAUAGCUUACACUGUAUUUUGCUUAUGCUGGUAAGGUGAGAAAGAAAGUUGCUUUUCCAAUCAUUUGCUCCCAGAUUAUCCAUUGCUUCACCUUGAAACUCACUUUUUAAAGUAAUUAAUCAUAAAGCUGCAAGAGAGUUUCAUUUCUCACUCCAGACUCGUGAAUAACAACACUGAUUUAUCCCAGAUUUAUCCUUUGAUGCUAUAAUAAAUAAUAUGCAGUCAUGUCAUGAUUUUAAUAUACAGUAUGUGAUGUAAUGUUGAAUAUACUGUUAGUUUUUUGAUUUCUUCUCUUGUUCUCAGUUGUACUUUUGUUUCCCAUAUGUCUCACAAAUUCAAGAUUACAUAGGAAAAACAGCCAUCAGAAAAAGUGUAUAUACAGUAUCAUAAUAAGACUCAAAGCUGCUUUACUAUAACUGUUACAUACAGGCUGUGUAGUAUUCUUGCUUAUUUAUUUAUAAGGCACCUACUAACAUAAAUUGAACCACUGCCGCACUUUUCACACUGUAUAUGUAUAUGUGUAUACAUACACAUAUACUUAUACACACACACAUACAUUAUAGUACAUAUUUAUACAUAUUUGUACUGUAUAUAUAUAUAUAUAUAUAUAUAUAUAUAUA